AUGGAAAAAGGAAAAGAACAUUCAUCUACCAUAAGACCAUCUACCUCAAAUCCUCCAUCUGUGGACAUACCAUCAACUUCUCCAAACAUCCCAAUGCACGGUUACUAUCGACCCUCAUCCGCGGAUAUACCAUUAACUUCUCCAAACAUCCCAAUGCACGAUUUCUAUGGAGCAGUGCCUGUGUGGUCACCGGGUUUUCUCCCAUUUCCCGCUGUCAACCAAUAUCCAAGCAAUAUACAGAAUGCUAGUUAUCCAUUUCAACAUGGCAUGGAAAGCCAGUUGUCUCUCACCAAUACCUCCGUUACAAGCAGAUUUCUGGGUACGGAGGAUACUAGACCCUCAGUUGGGGAAACUCAAUCGGCAACUACAUCUUCUAGAGUUGAAGAAAUUCAUCUUGAUAGACGAGAUGCACAAGAAAUCGAGUGUGGUAGUGCCGAAACAUCUGAGAAAGUGGAAAUGGAUGGUGAUGAUGAGCCCGUUUCGGGGAUGGAAUUUAAUUCAUUAGAAGAUUUAAUGAGUUAUUAUAAGGAAUAUGGCAAAAAAUGCGGGUUUGGGGUGAUGACAAAAAGGAGUGAGAGGGGAGAGGAGGAGACUGUGAGAUAUGUCACUCUUGCUUGUGCCCGUGGAGGGAAGGCCCGGAAUAGGACUAUAAAUGUCGCCAACCCACGUCCGAUAGGAAAGACGGAAUGUAAGGCAAAAAUUAAUGCCUUAAAAGUUGCUGACGGAAAGUUUCGGCUGACUACAGUUCACAAUCUCCACAACCACGACCUCAGUCCAAAGAAAUCUCGCUUCUUUCGAUGUAAUCGAGAAGUGAGUGAAUCUGUUAAAAGGGUCUUAGAUACAAAUGAUUUGGCCGGCAUCCGAAUGAAUAAGAGUUUUAGGUCUCUUGUUGUUGGCGCGGGUGGUUUUGAGAACCUCCCGUUUUUGGAAAAGGAUUGUCGUAACUACAUCGACAAGGCACGACAUCUACGAUUGGGCGCAGGUGGUGCUGGAGCGCUUCGAGACUACUUUCUACGAAUGCAGUACAAAAAUCCGGGGUUCUUUGCACUAAUGGAUUUGGAUGAUGAAGGGAGGUUAAAAAAUGUUUUUUGGGCAGAUCCCCGUAGUAGAGCAGCCUACCAAUAUUUCGGGGAUGUCGUAACCUUCGACACCACCUACUUGACGAACCGAUAUGGGAUGCCCUUUGCGCCAUUUGUUGGUGUAAACCACCAUGGGCAGUCAAUUUUGUUGGGAGCUGGAUUGAUUUCCUCUGAGGAUACUGAGACCUUCGUUUGGUUAUUCCAAACUUGGUUGCAGUGUAUGGAUGGUAUAGCACCAAAGGCUAUUAUCACUGACCAAGACAGAGCCAUGAAGAAUGCAAUUGCAAUUGUUUUCCCAGAAAGUCGACAUAGAUUUUGCCUGUGGCAUAUCCUUAAGAAAGUCCCUGAAAAGCUUGGCUGUUAUGGUUCUUACAAAGGUGGAAUGAAAACUACACUGAUGAAAUAUGUGUAUGACACACAAACGCCCGAAGAGUUUGAAAAAUGUUGGGAUGAGAUGAUUAGUACGUACAACUUACAUGAUAAUGUCUGGUUGCAGAGUUUAUACACUGAGCGUGAGCAUUGGAUACCGGCCUUCUUGAAAAAUGUAUUUUGGGCUGGAAUGAGUACAACACAGAGGAGCGAGAGCAUGAAUGCAUUCUUUGAUGGUUAUGUUCAUGCUAAGACAAAUUUGAAAGAGUUUGUUGAUCAAUAUGAUAAUGCGUUGAAAAAGAAGAUUGAGAACGAAAAUUGCGCGGACUUCCAGUCAUUUAACGUCACAAUUCCCUGCAUCUCGAGAUCUCUAAUUGAAAAGAGAUAUCAACAGCUGUACACAAAUGUUAAAUUCAGGGAAGUUCAAAUACAACUUACCGGCAUUAUUGACUUGGACCCAGUUUUACUUAAAGAGGACGGUACAGUGAAGACCUAUCUGGUAGAGGAUGAAGUUCAUCUCGAAGAUUUCACUAAGCUGGUUACACAUUCAGUGGAUUUUAGUGAUGACGAUGCAGUCGCCAAGUGUUCUUGUGGUUUAUUUGAAAUGAGGGGGAUAGUAUGCAGGCACAUCUUCGCCGUCUUCAAAUGUAACGGGAUUAAUACAAUACCAGAUAGGUACGUGCUGGAUCGAUGGAGGAAAGAUAUCAAAAGAAGAUACACGUUGAUCAACAGUAGAUAUGACGCAUGUGAUCAACGGGAAGAUGCUAAUAGAUAUUCAAGUCUGUUGAAUAUCUGUUAUAAGAUGAUUACUUGUGCGGCGAGUUCGAAAAAGCAUACUGAGGAUGCAACGACUAAGUUACAUGCGAUGAUUGCAGAGUAUGAAGGGAACCAAGAACCUCCAUCGAUGACUGAGAAGUGUGGAAAUGUUGAUGCCGCGACAAAUGACACAUCGACAUAUCGUAGUUCAACAAAAGUACUCAGUCCACUUGUUGUGCGAGGAAAAGGCAGACCCCCAUCUCUGAGGAGAGUAUCCAGGAUGGAGAGAGAACUGCGAAAAGUUAAGGAGAAGAUGAAGAAAGCGCAGGGGAAGGGAAAACGCAAACAGCGAGAUGGGGAAGAGAAUCCAGUAGUGGACACUUGCAGGAAGCUAUUUGGCCCUUCCGAUUUGGACGUCUCCAAUGUUGGACACCUGCAGGAGGCUAAUGCAAAAAGCAUACCAGCUGUUGAGUUUAGUCAAACCCAGCCUCGAGAAACAGUACUUGAAAGUCAAGAAAGCAUGCAAUUUCGGUUUGAUGAAUCACAACCACAACAAUGAUAUGAUUAUUGUGGUCAUUUUGUCAUUCAGCCUUUGACUAGAACACACUCCAUAUUAGCGUAUGGAGUUGGUUUUUUGUUUUUUUUCACUUGCCAACAAGCGGACACUUGCCAAGAAGGAUGGGUUUGUUCAUGUGCCGUUGAUUUUAUGUUCAUGCUUAAUUG
Molecule: messenger RNA, 2927 nt
Organism: Juglans microcarpa x Juglans regia
Lineage: Eukaryota; Viridiplantae; Streptophyta; Magnoliopsida; Fagales; Juglandaceae
Product: protein FAR1-RELATED SEQUENCE 5-like
Exons: 8
Coding region: 1-2763 (920 amino acids)
Molecular function (GO): zinc ion binding
Source: RefSeq, a predicted model, not a curated record